This is a messenger RNA of Spea bombifrons (plains spadefoot toad), 1771 nucleotides long. It is a transcript of the gene SLC22A2, whose product is annotated as solute carrier family 22 member 2. Gene Ontology annotation, cellular component: membrane. Bases 38 to 1705 code for a protein of 555 amino acids. The record is from RefSeq and is a predicted model, not a curated record. The transcript is spliced from 11 exons. Gene Ontology annotation, biological process: transmembrane transport. NCBI's taxonomy places the organism in Eukaryota, Metazoa, Chordata, Amphibia, Anura, Pelobatidae.
CAAACUCUACAGCUUAAGUUGGAAUAUUCAAGCAAAGAUGACAAGUUUCGAUGACACCCUGGAGCACAUUGGAAAAUUUGGCUUGUUCCAGAAGCAGAUAUUUUUUCUGACGUGCAUGAUUUCUGUUGUAUUUUGCCCAAUCUAUGUGGGUAUUGUUUUUCUAGGGGUUGUGCCUCCAUACAGAUGUGUGGAACCUGGACUUGUGGACCUACAGAGGAAAUGUGGAUGGAGUUUAGAAGAAGAGCUUAAUUAUACAGUUCCAAGACCGGAAGGCAGCACAGACUUCACUUAUACCAGUCAGUGUGUCCGGUAUGAUAUUGACUGGAACAAGACAUCUCUCAGUUGUAUAGAUCCCUUAUUUGAUAUUACAACACCUAGCAGUGAUGGGUUGUCGGUUACUGACUGUAAGGAUGGAUGGAUUUAUGAUACUACAGGAUCGUCUAUUGUUACAGAGUUUAACCUAGUAUGUGCUGAUUCAUGGAAGAUGGAUUUGUUUCAAUCGUUCGUAAAUCUUGGAUUCUUUUUUGGAUCAUUGUUCAUCGGAUACAUUGCUGACAGAUUUGGCCGUAAACCUUGUCUAUUAAUCACUCUUUUUACCACUGCUGUUUCUGGUGUACUCGUGGCCUUUGCUCCAACGUACCCUUUGGUAGUAUUUUUCCGCUUUAUUCAAGGGUUAGUCAGCAAAGGCUCCUGGUUGUCAGGCUAUAUUCUUGUUGCAGAAUUUGUUGGCUUGUGCCACAGAAGAACAGUAGGCAUUGUAUAUCAGGCGGCUUUUAGUGUUGGACUUCUAAUACUUUCAGGAGUCGCAUAUGGAAUUACGAAUUGGAGAUGGCUGCAGCUGGCAAUCACAUUACCAAAUUUCUUAUUCUUGACAUAUUACUGGUGUGUCCCAGAAUCCCCCCGGUGGCUUCUAUCCCAAAAACGCAAAAAUGAAGCAAAAAUAAUCAUCCAACAUAUAGCAAAAACCAAUGGAAAAACAGUACCUGAGACAUUAGAGAGUCUAACUGAAGAUGAUGAAGCCGUUGAAAAACAGACGCCUUCUUUCUUGGCCUUGUUCAGGACCCCUCAGAUUAGGAAGCACACCUUUAUUUUGAUGUAUAUCUGGUUUACAUGUGCUGUUGUGUAUCAGGGCUUAAUCAUGCAUAUGGGAUCUACCAGUGGAAAUCUUUAUUUUGACUUUUCCAUUUCUGCCCUGGUUGAAUUCCCUUCUGCUCUGAUAAUAAUCCUUACAGUGGAGCGCAUUGGUCGUCGAUACCCGUGGGCAAUUGGAUGCAUUGUAACUGGAAUUGCCUGUUUGGUGUCUGCCUUCAUCUCAAAUGAACUACAUUGGCUAAAAGUAACACUAUCCUGCGUGAGCAGAAUGGGUAUAACACUCUCCUAUGAAAUGAUUUGCCUGGUGAAUGCAGAGCUAUAUCCAACUUUUAUCAGGAACCUGGGCAUAAUGGUUUGUUCAUCUAUGUGUGAUCUUGGUGGUACCAUAACACCUUUCAUAGUUUACCGACUGGCAAAUAUAUUGGCAGAACUACCACUUAUAGUGUUUGCUGUGCUGUCAGUAAUAUCUGGCAUACUUGUUCUGUUACUUCCUGAAACAAAAGGAAUGGCUCUUCCAGAAACAAUCGAAGAAGUAGAAGGAAUGCACAAACCAGCGAAAGCAAGCAAACUGAAAGUUGCCUACUUAGAAGUUGAAACCAUGGACCGUAUCUAGAUAACUGAGCUACUAUAUUGCAUGUGGUAUUUUUAUGAGUGUUAAUCAAUUAAAUAAAAUUUCUUU